Molecule: messenger RNA, 1386 nt
Organism: Prunus dulcis (almond)
Lineage: Eukaryota; Viridiplantae; Streptophyta; Magnoliopsida; Rosales; Rosaceae
Product: tetraketide alpha-pyrone reductase 1
Exons: 3
Coding region: 208-1236 (342 amino acids)
Molecular function (GO): oxidoreductase activity, acting on the CH-OH group of donors, NAD or NADP as acceptor
Source: RefSeq, a predicted model, not a curated record
GCCCUAAAAGAGUUGUUAGCCGGCAUGGAAACGGAAUUGAGUUUGAGAUAUGGCGCAGAGAAUGUUUCGAGUGUUUUUUGGUGGAACACGUUACUUGACUGUUGCGGUUAAUCCGGUAACGAGAAAGUAAAGAAGAGAGACAGACAGGAUAGAGAUUCAGUUGAGACUUGACACUUGACAAACACAACUCAGUUGAGACUAGAGAGAAUGGAUGAAAAGAAGAAGAGGAAGGAGAAGAAGGAGGAGGCGGUGUGCGUGACUGGAGCCAAUGGGUUCUUAGGGUCAUGGUUGGUGAAGACUUUACUGGAAGAGGGCUACACCCGCAUCCACGCCUCCGUCUAUCCUGCCUCCGACUCCUCCCACCUCCUCAACCUCCCUGCUGCCUGUGGCCUCCCUCCUCACGACAUCAAUAUCACCAUCUUCGAGGCCGAUCUCCUCGACGCCGACGCCGUCGCCAGAGCCAUCGAGGACUGCCACGGUGUCUUCCACGUGGCGUCCCCUUGCACCCUCGAGGACCCCACCGACCCCCAGGCUGAGCUAGUGCUGCCCGCCGUCCAGGGCACGCUCAAUGUCCUCCAAGCCGCCUUGCGCUUCGGCGUCAGGCGCGUCGUCCUUACCUCCUCCAUCUCUGCCAUGGUCCCCAACCCCUCUUGGCCCCCCCACAAGCCCUUCGACGAGUCCUCCUGGACUGACCUCGAUUACUGCAAAGCCCGCCAGAAAUGGUAUCCGGUGUCAAAGACACUGGGUGAGAAAGCAGCGUGGGAUUUUGCAGAGAAGCAUGGAUUGGAUGUAGUGGCCAUCCAUCCAGCCACAUGUCUUGGGCCGCUCCUGCAGCCUAGCACUCUCAAUGCAAGCUGUGCUGUGUUGCUCAACUUGCUUCACGGUUCUGACGAUACCCAAGAGUAUCACUGGUUGGGGGCUGUCCAUGUUCAAGACGUUGCCAAGGCACAACUUUUGCUAUUUGAGACUCCUGCCGCUUCUGGCAGGUACCUUUGCACAAAUGGUACCUUCCAAUUUUCACACUUUGCUUCCACGGUCUCCAAACUCUAUCCUCAAUUUCCACUUCACAGGUUUAGUGAGGAAACCCAACCAGGCCUGAAGGAAUGCAAGGAUGCUGCAAAGAGGUUGAUCGAUCUAGGGAUGGUCUUUAAACCAGUUGAAGAUGCCGUCAGGGACACAGUGGAGAGCCUCAAAGCUAAAGGCUUUUUGAAGCAGGAAAUGUUCCCAUCCAAUUAAAAUAGUUGGCAGUAAUAAUGAGUUCAAAUGAAAUGCACCUUUUUAUCAUUGCCUUUUCUUUUGUUGGUUCCAGAAGUGCAUUAUCCUGGGUCGGAAUAUCAUUAUGAUUAUACAUAUAUAUAUAUAUAUAUAUACAUAUUUAAAAGUAAA